This is a messenger RNA of Fonsecaea erecta, 1617 nucleotides long. RefSeq lists its product as hypothetical. The coding region runs from base 1 to 1617 and encodes 538 amino acids. NCBI's taxonomy places the organism in Eukaryota, Fungi, Ascomycota, Eurotiomycetes, Chaetothyriales, Herpotrichiellaceae. The record is from RefSeq and is a predicted model, not a curated record. Gene Ontology annotation, molecular function: zinc ion binding. The transcript is spliced from 3 exons.
AUGGAUUCAGAAGGCGAUCGAUCAUCCCCAGAUCCCGCCCAAACCGACGACAAUGCCUCACAACCGCACAAGGACAAGAGUUCACGACCGUCGGCUCCCUCACGCGCCUCAACCUUUGGACCGAAAUGUUGGAUAUGUAUGAGCGACAAAAGCGAAGACGAUCCGGACAACCCUCCAAUAUGGCGCUCGCCGUGCUCCUGCAGUUUGACUGCCCAUGAGGCAUGCUUAUUAGACUGGGUGGCAGACCUCGAAAAUCCCAAGAACAAAACCAAGAACUCUGGACAUAUUCUAUGCCCUCAAUGCAAAUCUGAAAUCAGGAUAUCAAGACCAAGAAGCUACGUGGUGGACAGCUACCGAGCACUUGACCGAACACUGGGAAAGCUGGUCCUGCCGGGAUUGGGUCUAUCUUUUGUGGGCACACUAUGGGCUGGGGCAUGGUUCCAUGGAUUUCAGUCCGUCUAUUUGGUGUUCGGUCAUGACGAUGCGAGUCGGGUUUUCAGAUACGCCAUACAACGGAAUGAGUUUGCUUGGAUGUACAGCCUGAUACCGGUCAAUCUGAUCCUCGCCCGCACCGACUAUGCCGACUUUGCCCUCCCCGGCAGCAGUUUGAUCCUCCUUUCCACCCAGAUUACAGACAAGUUUGACAUUGACAUGACGAUAUGGCCGCCUCUACCCAGCACAGUAUUUGCUUGCUUACCUGCUAUGAGAUCGGUCUACAACUGGUGUUACUACAAGGCAUUCUCUAAUCUCAACCACAAAUGGUUGGCAGAAGUACAACCCAGACAAAACGAACAGGGCGAAGGAGCGGGAGAAAAUGGUGGCAACGUUAAUGAGGACGAGAUGGAAGAAGUAGUUGUGGAUGGCGACCUUGUCCUACAGAUUGAUGUCAAUCUCAACGACGAAGGAGAGGGUGAAGACGGUGACGAUGGGCAGGCCGCCGUUGCCGGGAAUGGAGGAAAUGUCCAGGGCCAACCAGAGAAUCAUCACGUUCGCCGGAUACUGGGCCGCCACGAUCUUGUUGAUGGCAGUGGCAGCAUCGGACAGACCGUCCUGGGGGCGUUAGUGUUCCCGGCAGUGGCCGCAGGGAUGGGCAAUCUCAUUAGCUGUGUUUUGCCGUCAUCAUGGUUGACUUAUCGCAAUUACACGAAUGCUUUAAUCCGCUUCUUCCUCCACCACCCGACCACUCUCACACCACGGCCACUGCGCUUUUCGCGCAACAGAUACCUGCGCCACUGGACGAUCGCCCGGGCAUGGAACCUCUAUCGACAUAACCUGAAGAAGUCGCGCGAACUCGAGCUGGAGCGUCAAUACAAUGCCAUGCGCGACGCGAAUGAAGAACUCCGCGUCGGGGCCGGCGACGGGGGCCGCCUGUUCAGGAAGGCCCAGAUGAAGACCGGCGUCUGGGGUAUUGGCGGGCCGGCCACCGGGACUUCCGGUGCCUCGGGGCCAGGAGGGAGAGCAAAGGGAGGUGUGCCAAUCGAGUAUGCGCGAGGUUUGGUGGAGUGGGUGGGUAGUACAGGCGGGUUGGGUGCCGGAGGUGAAGAGGGUGCCGCUGAAGGAGGUGGCAUGUCUGCGUCGCAACAGAAGGUGCCGCAAAGAGACACGAACUGGGUCUAA